Molecule: messenger RNA, 618 nt
Organism: Microthlaspi erraticum
Lineage: Eukaryota; Viridiplantae; Streptophyta; Magnoliopsida; Brassicales; Brassicaceae
Source: the annotation of a GenBank genome assembly
AUGCCAUUUUCCGCUUCAGUAUCAUCGCCUUCUUCUCUCGCACUUCUCUCAGCUCAAUCACGAUCGCCUCUCUCCUUCUUCAUCUUCAAUCCCAAAACCCUAAUCUCCACCCGAACCAGGAUCCCUGGUUUCCCUUUUGCUUCCCGGCGACCCCGCGAUUUCAUCAACGGAAGGGAUGAUGUCGGCGAUGAUAAUCGGAGCUGGAACCGGAAGAUCAGACCGGAGUAUGGUUACGAUGAGGAUUACGACGGGGAAGAAGACGAAGACGAUCAGGAGGAAGAAGAUAGAAGCUUGGAUCUGUUACUCAGGUUCGUCGAGAAUGUUUUCAGAAAAGUCUCGAAGAGAGCAAGGAAAGCCGUCCGAUCAAUUCUCCCUGUUUCGAUCUCUACGAAGCUCGUGGGAUUCUCAGUGAAUGGAGUACUCAUUCUUGCAUUUUUGUGGAUCUUAAAGGCCUUCCUCGAGGUUGCUUGCACACUUGGAACUAUUGUAUUUACGAGCAUUCUGCUUAUACGUGGACUUUGGGCCGGUGUAGCAUACAUACAAGAGAGCCGCAACAAUAGGAUCAAUGAAUUUGCUGAUGACCCUCGUACAUGGAAUGGGGUGCAACCAGCUUCUUGA